This is a messenger RNA of Ilyonectria robusta, 1979 nucleotides long. RefSeq lists its product as uncharacterized. The coding region runs from base 98 to 1549 and encodes 483 amino acids. NCBI's taxonomy places the organism in Eukaryota, Fungi, Ascomycota, Sordariomycetes, Hypocreales, Nectriaceae. The transcript is spliced from 2 exons. The record is from RefSeq and is a predicted model, not a curated record.
UGUCCAGCACAUAUUUUAGGGGCUUAGGGCCUUUGUUACAGGUACAUUGAGAGCUUUACAACCAGUGGCCGAUUGCCGUUCAUCUACAUUGAGAGAAAUGAAACUCCUUCAUUUACCGACAAAUAAGGUGGGGGGGACCUCAGAUUCAGAAGCCCCUCCAUCUACUUCGAAUACACUUCUCCGACAACACCACGGCAUCUACAACUGCGUGGAUGCAACCCCAGUUCCUGGAAUUAACAGAACUGAUCAGUCUCGGAGACCCGAUGUUGAUCGGAAUAAAGAUCCUCAAACCUCGACCGAUAUCAGAACUUGCUCGGAUACCACAUAUUGGAAUGUCGGGGCCGCGACGCCGAGCGGGAUUUGUGAGAGUGAUUCGACUGGCAAGGCAAGGCACUCGCCCCAGUUUACAUGCCGCAACACGGCGAGUACAGUAUCUCAUCUUCCAUUGAGACCGGCGUCUGGAUGCGUAUCCUCUGCGUCCAAUCCUUCAGAAAGUCACCGGAACAAUGAGUCGCGCAUCACUCCACUCUUCGGAACCAAAAGGGACAGGUCUGGGCGGGCCGUGUCACAAGUUAGGAACCAUGGUCACCGCGAUCACUCCUCAUUCCUCAAUCCAUCCAAUUCUAUAAACAAGGGCAGGUUGUUUACCUCUGACAGUGAACUGGAGAGUCAUUCCUCGAGCUGCGGCUGUGACACCGAUGAAGACCUCGACAGCGAGGACGAAGCCGUCGUUUGUGAAUACAGCGUCAUUGAAGAGUACAAUUUACCUGAGAAUCAUCCGUUCCAAAACCUGCGAUCUUCAAUGUUGGAGUUUUUCUCUGAGAAGAUUCAGGCCUGGAGGACCACGGCACGAUACGUCAUGCCACCGAAUGAUGGGAACCAGCUUCGCAAACGCGCCAGAGUGACAUACUGGCAGGGUCAAUCAGCCCGCUUCAGAGAGAAAGAAGAUGGGUCCGACCCCGAACUCGUUGUUAUUUCCCGCGUCGACGGCUACUGUCGUCUGGCCUGUCCUUUCUACGUCUCCAAUCCGACAAGGUACCAGCAAUGUCUGUUUCAUGACGAUCUCCACUCUAUCGAGGAAGUGAUUCGCCACCUCCAAAGGUAUCACAAACAGCCGCCGUACUGCCCGAUAUGUCGACAAACAUUCGAUGACGGUGUGGAAUGUGAAACACAUAUCCAGGCGAGGACAUGUGAGCUACGCAGCCCCGACAAGGUGGACGGUCUCACUGAGUAUGCAAUAUUCAACUUGAUGAGGAAGGACAGGAUGUACCUGAGCGAGCCCAAGCGGUGGCAGCGCAUCUGGGCUGCUGUCUCUCCCAGCGCCAGCUCUCAUCAAUCAGCGUACCUGGGAGAUGGUGUAGGCCUGGUGGUGACCAUGGUGAGAGAUUACUGGGCCCGGUACGGCAGGGAACGCAUUGCGGAGUACCUGGCGAGUUGUGGCCUGCUUGUUCGACAACAUGAGGACGAGGAGAUGGCGUUGGAGGCUCUGCAUAGGCAGACUUUGGAUGAUCUAUUGAGGAAGGUGCUGGGAAAUGACGGCGGAGUCUGAAUUUGUGUAAUAUUGGAGAAAUGUGAGGGCUUGGAAGCAGUAUGGAUCGGUGAUUUUGGGACAGAGGGCGAGCAUGCUUAAGUUGUAAAUGCAUUGAGAAUUAAGGGCCGAGGCUCGAGGGUCAUAAAUGAGCAUACCGAUCAACCAAACAGUGAUUCUAUUCUAAGUGGCCAAAAUACGCUGAUUCAAAAUGUGCCAAUAGGAUACCAAAGUGAUUUUGAGUAAAACAAGAUAGAAACAUAUAUGGCCCGGUGUACGGAGGGGCCCUUUCAAAAGUCUUAUCCAGAAGAAAAAUAACGCCAAUAAGUCAACUAAUUAUUAGAGUAGAUACCUAAGUAUACUAAGUACACUCAGUACUUCCUAAUUUCUAUUAGCCCUUAAGCAUAGCAGGUUACCUUAACGAGACUGUAACAGCUUUAUAUAUAUCGAC